AGCGCAGCAUUGUGGGACCAGAUCCCCGCGGUGACUGCGCUCGGGCGAGCAGGCCGCGGCCCCGCUAUUCGCCGGUCCAGAGGAGAGUGCCACUGUCGCUGCGGCGUGGAACCUGUGAGGCACAGUGGCGGCCCCGGGUUCGGCGCGCAGUGACCCGAUUCCGCGCGACCGGAACAUCGCCGGACAGGUGCCAUCACAGGCUUGUGGUCACGGAUGCUGUAGACCAGUGUGCAGAAGGGGACCAUCUGAGCUUGAAAGGGAUGGACCACUGUCAGGCUGAAAGAUUGGGAGCCACUUUCACACCAUAUCCAACACCACAUGUAGCACUUACACAUACGCUGAUGCUCCUUCAUUAGUGAAUCUAGAGAAUGACAAAAUGAUAGUAGAGGAAGUUUUCUAUAAUGGAAGCUCAAAAAUACAGCACCUGAAAUGAAAGACUUUUGUAGAGUCCUCAGGAGGCACAGAAGCAGGAACUAAGCACACUAACACAGCUGAACCUUCACAGUUCCAUACACUCUCCUGGCAGCUGCAGAAAUGAGCGUAUCUCAGGUGUCAGUGUCAUUGGAGGAUGUGACUGUGGAGCUCAGCCAGGAGGAGUGGCAACACAUGGGCCCUGCUCAGAGGACCCUGUACAGAGAUGUGAUGCUGGAGCUCUAUAGCCACCUUGUCUCUGUGGGGUCAUGCAUUACCAAACCCGAGGCAAUACUCCAGUUGGAGCAAGGAGAAGAGCCACGGUCUUUGGAGUAUAAAUUCCUAAAUCAGAAGCAUGCAGGAUACUACAAAGUUGAAGUCCACAUACAGGGAAAUCAGGAAAGACAAGAGAUGUCUUCAACACUGACUAAAGGACAGAAAGUUUUAGGAAAACCAUUUAAUCUGGGCAUAGCUUCAGAUUUUUCAGGAAAAAUACUCUGUAAAUGUGACUCAUGUGGCAUGAACCUUCCAGUUAUUUCUGAGUUCAUUAUUACUGAAGGAAACUGUUCAAGAAAGGAGGCUGAUUCCAUGAAUGUGUGUGGAAAAUUGCAGCUUGAUAUUAAACUUGAGGAAACUCACACUGAAGAGAAAUCUUAUGAGUAUAAUAAAAAUGAGAAAGCUCUCGGUUAUAAAAAAGAUCUUCAUCAAAAGUUUCAAACCUUAGAGCAGUCUUUUAAACACAGUGUGUUUGAAAAAAAUGUAUGUGAUAAGACUGUCUAUAUUAAAGUUCAGAGUUCUUCAAUAGGAAAUAAGUCCUGUGAGGAUGAUGAAUUUAGGAAAACUUGUGAUAAAAUAGCUCUAUUUGAACAUAGGGAAUCUGAUCUAAUGGAGAAAUAUUCUGAUCUUAAUGAAUAUGGGGGAUCCUGCAACAAAACCACUAUCAUGAAAUACAAUAAAUUUCACGUGCCUGUGAUAACACAGAGUGAAUAUAAUGAAGAUGGUAUUAAUUUCAGUGCAAAGUCACCCUUCAUUCUAUCUCAGAGACUUGUUACAAGACAGAAGGCUGUAGACAGUAGUAAAUGUGAAGAGAACAUGGGUCACAGCCCAUCCCAUAAAGUAUAUCCUGAAAAACAAAGUGACAGUAAUAUCUUUGAAUAUAAUGGAUGCAUAGAUACCUUAUACCAGAAAUUAGAUCUUACAGUACAUGACAAAACACCAGAAAAACAUGCCCAAUGUGAUCUGUAUGGAAAAUGUGAGAAAUCUUUUUCUCAGAAAGCAUAUAUCAUUUGGCAUCAGAGGACGCACUCGAGAGAGAACACUUAUAAAUAUGAGAAAUCUGGGAUAUUAUUACACUCACAGUCAUACUCUGUUCAGCAUACUGGAGACCAGAUGGAGUUCAAACUCUGUGAAUGCAAUACAUGUGGGGAACCUUUCUGUCAGAAGUCAAACAACCUUGAGCAUCUGAAAAUUGGCUGUGGAGAAUCUUGCACCUUUCCUGUCAUGGGACAGCAGAGAACAGACACAGAGAUGAGACUUUUUCAAGACAGUGAUUAUGGAGAAACCUCUAUGAUGGGAUACGUCAAAGAACGUCAGAGAGUUCCUAGAGGAGAGAAACCCUGUGAACGCUUUGACUGCGGGAAAACUGUUGCCAAGCCAUCUCAUCUCAGAGCACAUCAGAGCACUCACACAGGUGAAAAGCCCUAUGGAUGUUUUGAAUGUGGCAAAACGUUUUCUCACAAGACACAUCUCAGUGCACAUCAGAGAAUUCAUACAGGAGAAAAACCUCACGAUUGUAAUGAAUGUGGAAAAGCAUUUGCUGAUAAUUUAAUGCUUAGAGCUCAUCAGAGAAUCCAUACGGGAGAGAAACCCUAUGAAUGUAAUGAAUGUGGGAGAUCUUUUGCCCAUAUUUCUGUUCUCAAAGCACAUCAAAGAAUUCACACAGGAGAAAAGCCCUAUGAGUGUAAUGAAUGUGGGAGAUGUUUUACCUAUAAUUCAGCUUUCAGAGCACAUCAGAGGGUUCACACAGGGGAGAAACCCUAUGAAUGUAAUGACUGUGAGAAAACAUUUGCCCAUAAUUCAGCGCUCAGAGUACAUCAAAGAGUUCACACAGGAGAGAAGCCAUAUGAAUGUAAUGACUGUGAGAAAACUUUUGCCCACAAUUCAGCUCUCAGGGCACAUCAGAAAAUUCACACAGGGGAGAAACUUUACGAAUGUCAUGAAUGUGGGAAAACUUUUUCCCAGAAAACACACCUUGUUACCCAUCAGAGAAUUCAUACUGGGGAGAAACCCUAUGAAUGUAAUGAAUGUGGAAAAACUUUCUCUCAGAAAUCAUACCUCAGUGGUCAUGAAAGAACUCACACAGGGGAAAAGCCCUAUGAAUGUAACAUAUGCAGGAAAACUUUUGUCUAUAAGGCAGCUCUCAUAGUGCAUCAAAGAAUUCACACAGGGGAGAAGCCCUAUGAAUGUAAUGAAUGUGGGAAAACUUUUUCCCAAAGAACACACCUCUGUGCACAUCAGAGAAUUCAUACAGGGGAAAAACCCUAUGAAUGUAAUGAAUGUGGGAAAACUUUUGCUGAUAACUCGGCCCUCAGGGCACAUCACAGAGUUCAUACAGGGGAGAAACCCUAUGAAUGUAAUGAAUGUGGGAAAACUUUCUCCAAGACAUCCCACCUUAGAGCCCAUCUGAGGACCCGCACAGGGGAGAAACCCUAUGAGUGUAAUGAAUGUGGGAAAACAUUCUCUGAGAGGUCAUAUGUUAGUGCACAUCAAAGAGUUCAUACAGGGGAAAAGCCUUACGAAUGUAAUACAUGUGGGAAACAAUUUGCUUAUAAUUCAACUCUCAGAGUACAUCAGAGGAUUCACACAGGUAUUAAAUCCUAUGGUUGUAAUGCGUGUGGGAAAACCUUCUCCCAGAAAUCACAUCUUCAUGCACACCAGAGAACUCACACUGGAGAGAAACCCUAUGAGUGUAAUGAGUGUGGUAAAGCCUUUGCCCAAAAUUCAACUCUCAGAGUGCAUCAGAGAAUUCAUACAGGGGAGAAACCCUAUGAAUGUGAUAACUGUGGGAAAACUUUUGUUCGAAAAGCAGCUCUUAGAGUACAUGAAAUAAGAAUGCAUACCAGAAAGAAAACCCUAAUGUUUAAUAAAUUUGAGAAAUUGUGAAGGAACUCAUACUUUAUAUAACAGCAGAAAAAUCAUAUCACAUGCACUGUCUUGACAAAAUUUCUCUUGUUCACAUGAGACUGGCCAUGGAAUGUGCUAUUAAUGACACAUUAAGAUGAGCUCUUAAAUUACAUUACAUUCUUUUCUUGUGCAUUUUAAGAUUGAAGGUGGUUGCACAGUCAAUUUGACCAGUGUGUUGUGAACAUAGUAGAGCACAAAGUGAAAGAAAUGAGUGAAUAAAUGGAAGAGAAUUCUCCACUUUCAUUUAUCACUUUAUUUUUAUGCAAGAACGUUUGUAUUUACUGAACUCUGUUUUAAAGAGAAAAAAAUUAAAAAUAAUAAAAGUUAAAACAGCU
Chinchilla lanigera (long-tailed chinchilla) is the source of this 3929-nucleotide messenger RNA. It is a transcript of the gene Znf658, whose product is annotated as zinc finger protein 658. Gene Ontology annotation, biological process: regulation of DNA-templated transcription. Bases 535 to 3573 code for a protein of 1012 amino acids. The record is from RefSeq and is a predicted model, not a curated record. Lineage: Eukaryota; Metazoa; Chordata; Mammalia; Rodentia; Chinchillidae. The transcript is spliced from 7 exons.